Radiomyces spectabilis is the source of this 688-nucleotide messenger RNA. RefSeq names its product Emopamil-binding protein. Lineage: Eukaryota; Fungi; Mucoromycota; Mucoromycetes; Mucorales; Radiomycetaceae. The record is from RefSeq and is a predicted model, not a curated record. Bases 25 to 672 code for a protein of 215 amino acids. Gene Ontology annotation, biological process: sterol biosynthetic process. The transcript is spliced from 3 exons. Gene Ontology annotation, molecular function: steroid Delta-isomerase activity; C-8 sterol isomerase activity; cholestenol delta-isomerase activity. Gene Ontology annotation, cellular component: membrane; endoplasmic reticulum.
AAGUUUUCUUACACCAUCACUUAGAUGCACCACCCUUAUUACCCCCUCACACUUGACAUACCCCACUACGUGGCUAAUGAGACACCUCGAUUUCAGUUAGUAGCCUCUGUUCUGCUAGUAAUCGGCUCCAUUGUGGCAUCUGCCUUUUCUCUUGCCAAGAAGAAUAAACGCAUCCUCAGCUCAUCUGAAGCGUUACGCUUCACUUGGUUCGUUCUGUGCGCUUGUUUGCACUGUGGCCUGGAAGCUUACUGGAUAACCCAUCGUCACCGUGUGCCUGCUCGUUCGGAUUUUCUAGCAGAAGUUUGGAAAGAAUAUGCCCACGGUGAUUCCCGAUACGUGACAGCUGAUCCUCUUUUGAUUGCUAUAGAAACCCUCACCGUGUUUAUCUGGGGACCAUUAUGCAUCAUAACAGCAUACUGUAUAUGGCAGAGUCUACCUCUGCAAUACCUGUACCAACUGAUCGCAUCAAUCGCCCAUUUAUUUAGCACGUCAUUGUAUUUUGUGAUGGAUAUACCUGAAGGAUUCAAGAACUGUGAUCCUCACCCUGUUUAUUUCUGGAUUUAUUUCGUAGCCUUCAAUGCUCCAUGGCUAGUGAUUCCUAUCGUGCUGCUUAGUCAAAGUAUCAAGAGAAUCUCACAGUCAUUGAACGAAACGUCUAAAAAAGUAAAUUAGUAGAGACACAUAAAUG